AUGGGGAGCCCUAGGCAGCAUCUGCGUUCGAGUCCGGAUGCCUCUCAAGCCUCACGCGACGCCGCUCUCUCAGGCGCCAAUCUAGCCUUCAUCAAGUCUCUGCCGCCGCGCGAGGCUCUUGCCUAUCUCAACAAGCGCUCACCGCCGCGACUGCCCACCGAGAAACAGCUGCAGAGCGUCCCGCCCGCUCCCAACCAUCCUGUCGCCCGCCAUGACGGACCCGUCAGCGCCCGCACAUCGCCGGACCACCUGAGGCUGCCCAAAAGACCACCGCACAAUACCGCUGCUUCGGCGUCGAGCCUGACCGCUACCAUCGCUGCCGCUCGCGCCGCCCCGAACCUCGUCAAUGCCUCUUCUCGCCCAUCUGUCAAACCUCCUGUUCGCGCCGCCGGAAAUCUUCCUCCGCCGACGGCGCCCAAGAGGACAUCUCCGGACAAACCGGAUGUGACGCCUAUACCAUCGACAAGCUCGCUGGUCGAGCUGUUUGAGCCCAAACAAGCACGUUCAUUACCCGCCAUCAAGUCUCCGAAGCCGCUACGCAAGACUCUGCUCCUACGGAACCAGACCCUCGAGCCCAUCACGACCCGCUUGGAGCAGACAUACAACGAGAGCUCCGGCGAUGAGGCCUAUGAGUCCGCCCGAGACCACUUAUCGCCCGACCAGCCACACAAGCCCAGUCUGCCGCCACCCCGUCGCCCCAUUCCGCGAGCCGACAGCAAACUUCAUGGACUUGCAGAGCCCGAGAUCCAUGUACAGCCGCCUUCUCGCACCAUCUCGACCAGCAGGAAUACAACCCGCUCUCCACCCCGUCGCUCGCUCUCCCCCGACCCCUCACAUCUGUCAAUAGCCACCACCAAGCCCCUUCCGAUCAUCUCUCGUAAUUACUCGCCCAACCACCUGACAGACCCUGGUCAUCCCUCCAUCACUGCUGCUUACCACCAGCUACACCCUCGUCGCAUGACUCCACUCAAGUCUGGUGACUCGCUCGCCAACGCCAUCGUUGCUUCAAGUCUUGCCUCCUCCCGAGCUCCUUCACCUAUGAAAAUCCCGCCUUCGCAACCAGCUCGACGCACAUCGCACACCAAGCUUUUCACCCGGACCCCGAGUCCCAAGAAAGCUAUGCGCCACACCAUGCGCAAACCCGCCUCUGACUCGGACAGCGAACAGGACGACGAGGAUCCUUAUUCCAAGCACAAGAAGAAGAGAUGGGUCAAGAAGCAUCCCAACAAACAUCACGAAGGUGACAGGAAACGCUGGCGAGAUGCUGUUACCCAGUCCGAACGGAAACGCUACGAAGGUCUUUGGGCCGCCAACAAGGGCAUUUGCGUCCAGUAUACUGCCGACGAGCUGCUCAUACUCGCUGCGCAUCCAGAGUCCAAGGAGAGCGAUAGGAUCCGUGCUGAUGUCAGCGAUCAGAUUGCAGACAUCGUGGCACGGGAUAUUUGGACGCGGAGUCGACUGCCCUUGCACGAGUUGGAGCUGAUCUGGGACUUGGUCGAUAAUCAACAAUGCGGACGUCUGCACCGAGACGAAUUUGUUGUCGGCUUGUGGCUGAUUGAUCAAAGGCUCAAAGGCCGAAAGAUUCCUGUCAAGGUCACCGAUAGUGUCUGGAACAGUGUGAGAUUGAUUUCUGGCAUCAAGCUGAGGAAAGCUUGA
Molecule: messenger RNA, 1656 nt
Organism: Aureobasidium namibiae CBS 147.97
Lineage: Eukaryota; Fungi; Ascomycota; Dothideomycetes; Dothideales; Saccotheciaceae
Exons: 1
Coding region: 1-1656 (551 amino acids)
Molecular function (GO): protein binding
Source: RefSeq, a predicted model, not a curated record